Messenger RNA from Daldinia loculata, 1083 nucleotides. Its product is annotated as 12-oxophytodienoate reductase 1. The transcript is spliced from 3 exons. The record is from RefSeq and is a predicted model, not a curated record. Gene Ontology annotation, molecular function: NADPH dehydrogenase activity; FMN binding. Lineage: Eukaryota; Fungi; Ascomycota; Sordariomycetes; Xylariales; Hypoxylaceae. Bases 1 to 1083 code for a protein of 360 amino acids.
AUGCGAGGGAUCAAGGAGAGCGAUGGCAUAUACGUUCCCGGUGAUCUAAUGGCGGAAUACUACGGUCAGCGCGCUACAAAGGGUGGACUUCUGAUUUCUGAGGCUACCGAUAUCUCCCACUAUGCUGGGGGGUAUCCAGGCAUCCCUGGCAUUUUUACUUCUUCUCAGAUUGAGGGUUGGAAGAAAGUUACCAACGCUGUCCAUGCUAAGGGAGGGUACAUUUUCUUGCAGAUCUGGCACACGGGCCGGGCCUCUCCCCCUUCAUUUAUUGGUGGGAGGGCACCAGUAAGCUCCAGCAGUCGCCCCAUGGAGGGUUCUUGGUUAGAAGGGACGUCCUGCGCUUCCAGUCCCCCAAAGCCCCUGACGGUAGAUGAGAUCCAGACUAUUGUUCAAGAUUUUGCAGGGGCCGCGAAGCGAGCCGUAGAAGCAGGCUUCGACGGCGUGGAAAUUCAUGGCGCCAACGGUUAUCUGUUGGAACAAUUUCUUCACGACAACAUCAACGAUAGGACCGAUGAAUAUGGCGGAUCCAUUGAAAAGCGAUGCAAAUUCCCCCUGGAUGUCUUGAGAGCUGUUUGCGACGCAAUAGGUUCUGACAAGGUGGGAAUACGACUGAGCCCUUGGAACUACUUCCAAUCUACCAGGGACAGUAAUAGAUUAGAACACUGGUCUUAUCUAUGCGAACAAAUUGUAAAUUUGCCUGCGAGUCAAAGGCCGGUUUACGUUCAUAUGGUCGAGGCGCGGUUCGAUGAGGUUUUAGACGAGCAGAAAAAGGUUGAGUCUCUUACUCAAACCGACAAAGAGCCCACCGUCUCGCUGUUACCAUUCAGGAACAUCCUUCAACGGGGUGGUGUCGUAUUUUUCAGCGCAGGAUGCUUCAACUGGGAAAACUCCGUCCCGAAGCUGGAGUCCGGUGCCACUGAUGUCGUUUGCUUCGGAAGGUGGUUCAUCGGGAACCCCGACCUGCCGCAAAGGCUCGCGGACGGAAUCCCACUAACUAAAUAUGACCGUUCGACCUUCUACUUUACGGUGCCUCCUGAGAAGGGAUACACGGAUUACCCCAUCUACGCGGCAGAGACGGCUUAA